AUGGCGACCGACAACGAACGUAAAUUCGAAUUUCCGGCUUUUGAUGAUCUUCCCAGCAUCGACGGGGCUCCCAAGGGAUGUCUCUGGGGAUUCUAUGACCGCGACGGAGUCAAGGACGAAGUUGGCUCAAUAAACCUGUUGACUCCUACCGUGGUCCAAGCAGCUGCCAGUUCUGAAAUCCGCACGGGACGACAUAUCCAGCUGGACUGGCCACUGCAUUCACUCUCUUAUCCAGGAUUUGGCCGCAAAGAGUUUGAGCAUAAAGUUAUCUCGCUGCAUGACGGUCUGGAUAUCUAUGGAUUUGACGACGAGCUGCAUAUCAAUACUCAAAGUGGCUCACAAUGGGAUGGCUUGAAACAUCAUGCGUCCCAAGAACAUGCUGUCUUUUAUAACGGUUUGAAGUUUGAUGAUGCCUUGAAGACAGAUGCCAAUGGAAUUCACAACUGGUGCAAUCGUGGUGGCAUAGUCGGAAGGGGUAUACUGGUUGACAUUCGAGCUGCUAACUGGUCGUCGGACAUAAAGCCACGGUAUUACGAAUACAAAAAGAAGGUCCUCCCAAGCGGCUUUAGUCGAUACGAGAUUCCAGUACAAGAUAUUCAGGAUGCUCUAGCCUAUCAAGGGACGAAGCCACGACAGGCGGACAUCUUGCUCGUCCGCACCGGCUUUAUCCGAGAGCACAACGCAGCGUCCGACGAAGAACGACUCACUGCAACCCGUAAAGUUGGAAGGACUAUCGGAGUAAAGGCCUGUGAAGAGACUGUGAGAUGGCUUUACUCACAGCAUUUCGCGGGACUUGUCGGAGACACUGUCGCCUUUGAAGCGUGGCCACCAGAGAAGGAUAAUCAAUGGGUUUUACAUGAAUGGGCAUUGACAUGGUGGGGAACUCCAAUUGGAGAGAUGUGGGAUCUGGAAGCUUUGGCAGUUGAAUGUGAAAGGCAGAAUCGAUGGUCAUUCUUCGUGACAAGUGCACCUUUACGAGUCCAGGGCGGAAUAGCAAGCCCUCCAUGUGCCAUCGCUAUUUUUUAG
Molecule: messenger RNA, 1026 nt
Organism: Talaromyces stipitatus ATCC 10500
Lineage: Eukaryota; Fungi; Ascomycota; Eurotiomycetes; Eurotiales; Trichocomaceae
Exons: 5
Coding region: 1-1026 (341 amino acids)
Molecular function (GO): arylformamidase activity
Source: RefSeq, a predicted model, not a curated record